Molecule: messenger RNA, 1618 nt
Organism: Gavialis gangeticus (Gharial)
Lineage: Eukaryota; Metazoa; Chordata; Crocodylia; Gavialidae
Gene: NR2F1
Product: nuclear receptor subfamily 2 group F member 1
Exons: 3
Coding region: 3-1109 (368 amino acids)
Biological process (GO): anatomical structure development; cell differentiation; negative regulation of transcription by RNA polymerase II
Molecular function (GO): nuclear receptor activity; RNA polymerase II cis-regulatory region sequence-specific DNA binding
Source: RefSeq, a predicted model, not a curated record
GCAUGCUUACGUUUUGUAUGGAGAUGGUUAAUGAAUCCAGUGUUUUUGCAGUUGCAAGCUUGUGCAUUCACUGUGCAAAGCUGUCUGCAGGCUUUUGCAGUUGCACCAGCGUAGCAAAGAUAUUAAUUAAAGCAUCUCCCUUUUUUCCACUCAUGUUUGGCUACUCGGUUCAGCGAGGAAGGAUGCCUCCAACCCAGCCCAACCCAGGCCAGUACGCGCUGACCAACGGGGACCCUCUGAACGGGCACUGCUAUCUGUCGGGAUACAUCUCCCUGCUGCUGCGGGCCGAGCCCUACCCCACCUCGCGCUACGGCAGCCAGUGCAUGCAGCCCAACAACAUCAUGGGCAUCGAGAACAUCUGCGAGCUGGCCGCCCGCCUGCUCUUCAGCGCCGUCGAGUGGGCCCGCAACAUCCCCUUCUUCCCCGACCUGCAGAUCACCGACCAGGUGGCCUUGCUGCGGCUCACUUGGAGCGAGCUCUUCGUGCUCAACGCGGCGCAGUGCUCCAUGCCCCUGCACGUCGCCCCUCUGCUGGCCGCCGCCGGCCUGCACGCCUCGCCCAUGUCCGCCGACCGGGUGGUGGCCUUCAUGGACCACAUCCGCAUCUUCCAGGAGCAGGUGGAGAAGCUCAAGGCCCUGAGGAAGCACAAAGGGAGGUUUGCGUGCGUGUCUCUCUGCCUGGGAGCGGGCGAUCGCCUGGCUGCUGCCUGCCGGGGUGGGCAGGGGCCAUGGGGAGGUGCAGCUCAGCCCCGAGAAGGGGGCUCGCUCAUUGUGGCACUAACUCUUUGCCCCCCUUGUCUCCUUCCCCGGCGUGUGGCCGCCCGGGCAGAUGCCUGUGGCCUGUCAGAUGCUGCCCACAUCGAGAGCCUGCAGGAGAAAUCUCAGUGCGCCCUGGAGGAGUACGUGCGGAGCCAGUACCCCAACCAGCCUAGCCGCUUCGGGAAGCUGCUCCUGCGGCUGCCUUCCCUGCGCACCGUCUCGUCCUCAGUCAUCGAGCAGCUCUUCUUCGUCCGCUUGGUAGGUAAAACCCCCAUUGAAACCCUCAUCAGAGAUAUGUUACUGUCUGGGAGCAGCUUCAACUGGCCUUACAUGUCCAUCCAGUGUUCCUAGAGCCCGGCCUCCACCCCCAUAGGGACCCUGAGGACCAGCACCCACAGGAACACACGACCCGCGAGCAGUCGGGGUGCAGAGAGGGGGGAACAGAGGACACAAAAAAAACAGAGAGAGACAAUGAACAAAAAAAUACAUGCAUAAAGACUCGCGUAGGAUCAGCUCUGUCACCCUGGGUGAAAGGAACAGGAAGGACCUGGUGUCUGUGGAAAAUGUUGAGGACAGACAUAAGAAUAAACGUAAAUAACUAAAAGGACCGAGGGGAUUUUAAUCAAGCCAGAAGGAGAAUAAUGGAUCUUCCAGGAUUUAUUGUGGACUGAUGUGGAUAUAUUCUGUACAGAAACAAACACUGAAGUUGAACUGAAUCUUGUGUAGAAAAAAGACAAAACAAAACAAAAAAAAAAACCCCACAAAAAAAACAACCACACGCAAACACUUACCACGAACAUUGUUAUUCAUUUUGUAAAAUAUUAGUCUUUAUUUUCUUUUUUUUGUUCUUUUUUUUUUUU